Messenger RNA from Dromiciops gliroides (monito del monte), 2662 nucleotides. It is a transcript of the gene CKAP2, whose product is annotated as cytoskeleton associated protein 2. The record is from RefSeq and is a predicted model, not a curated record. Gene Ontology annotation, cellular component: microtubule cytoskeleton. Gene Ontology annotation, biological process: negative regulation of microtubule depolymerization. NCBI's taxonomy places the organism in Eukaryota, Metazoa, Chordata, Mammalia, Microbiotheria, Microbiotheriidae.
AUGGCAAAAACAAGAAGACAAAAACUCGAGGAAUAUCUUUCAAGAAGAAAAGCCUUUUCUGUCUUAAAGUUACAAGAAAAGCAGAUAACCAGCAAUACUACUUGUAAUAAAAAAUUAUCUGGAGACCCAGUCCAAAAGGUGCCAAAAGCUCUGAAUCUUACCACUACCAAAAUGGAUGAUAAAGAAAAUGCUAAUCGGCCCAUAUGGAGAAAAAAUAUUACAACAGUAGAAAGAAAUGGCAUUCCUUUAAAAUCGACAAAUUCAGCUGUAGAUAUUGAUGUAUGUCAUCCUGAGAACUGUGAUCAGACUAUAAAAAUACCAAGUGAAGAUGACCCUAAAAUUCGUUGUGUGUCACUUAGCCAAAACUUUCGCCUUAAAAAAAAUAGUAAGGAGAAACAACUAGUUGCAGAGAAGUUGAAGCAAGAUGCUACCUUGCCAAAGAAACCAGUCCUUGGCUCUUAUCGUGGUAAAGUUGUCCAAUCUAAAGUUAACUCUUUUCGAAAGCCAUCAGCGGUUACUGAUGAAAAUUCUUUGACAAGUAAGACGACUUCAACUACUGUUCCUCGAACAAGGCCUCAGACUGUAAGCAGCACCAAUGUAGCCGUGAAAGGUGGUAAAACAACAUCUCUUACUGUUUCCACUAAAUCUCAUGGUACUGCUUCUUCCCAGAACAAAACUGCCUUCCAGCCCUCCAGGAAAAAUCAGGUUGAUGCUAUCCAGAACAAGGAGAAAGAAGCCACUGUUAGAACCUCUGUCAAUGUUACUAUCCGAAGAGAGCCUCAUAAAAAGAAGUUACCUUUUUCAAAUCCGUAACCAAAUGUCAGGACAAACCCUAUUUCUGGUAUAAAAGAAAAUGAAGCACUAUCAAAAUUUAGGACAUCUAUGGCUGCAACUAUUUGUGGUUUCUGAAUCCAACCUGCUUCAACUUUCAGUAGCAAAUUCAGAGAGGAUUCCAAAACUGUUCUUAAGAGAAGAUACACUUUAGCAAAAGCACCUAUCAAUACAGGAAAAACUGCACUAACCAAAGAAUCAGCAGAAGAGAGAAGAGCUCGUCUGGUUGAGUGGCAAAAUGACAAAAGAAGAAAAUUAAAAAGACCACUUACAUCUGGUUUAUCUGCUCCACCUAAGAUGGAAUCAAAAGAAAAACCAGUUGAGUCUUUCUGGACCACCAUUGCAGAAGAAGAUGAGCAAAGAUUAUUCACUGAUAAAGUUAACAAAAUAUUUUCUGAGUACUUGAACUUAAUUAAUAAGGGAUGUCCAAGGGAAGAAGUACUUUUAACACUGGAGGAGCUCAUUGUAAAAAUUCCAGAUGCCAAGAAACUUGUUAAGUAUUGGGUAUGCCUUGCACGCCUUGAACCAAUUACAAGCCCGCUUGAAAAUAUCAUUGCAAUAUAUGAAAAAGCCAUUCUUGCAGGGGCUCAGCCUAUGGAAGAAAUGCGACACACAUUUGCGGAUAUUCUAACAAUGAAGAGUCAAGCAACGGCUAAUUCUGGAGAAAAUGCUGAUGAGGUUUGUUCAGCUAAUGAAGAAGUCAACAAAGUAUGUGAUGAAGAUAAUCAGGAGAAAAUUGAUGUAGAUGGGGCAUCAGCAGUGGAAAGUUCAGAAUCAAAUGAUACAGAUCAUAAAACAAGGAAUGUAAAACUUCAAGCAUUUGAAGGAGAGCAAGAGGAUAAAGCAGAAGAUUCAAACAGUGAUUUAGAGACUCCUGAAAAAGAAACCACGGGAUCUUAUGUCAUUAAAUAUAAUGUGUCAACUACUCCAUACCUGCAAAGUGUGAAAAAGAAGAUGAAUUUUGAUGAAAAUAGUUCUUCAUUUAAGGAUUUGAAGUUUCUGACACCAGUGAGGCGUUCUCGACGUCUUCAGGAGAAGAUUUGUAAAUUACCAGAUAUGUUAAAAGACCAUUAUCCCUGUGUUUCUUCAUUGGAACAGUUAGCAGAGCUGGGAAGUGAAACAAGUGCUUAUAUAUGCCGUCCAAACACGGCACUAUGUGCAACUCCCCUUGAAGAAGAAGCAGAAGCAAAAGAAACAGAAAAGAAAUGAAACUUUAACAAGGAAAGAAAUAUGUUUAAAAACUCUUAUCAACUCAAGUCUGUUUUUGUUUCAGGUUUCACAUUUCCCACAGAUGUGUUGAUUAUUACUUAGAUUUUCCUAAGUUAUUACUACAAUGCAAAUAUAAUUGAUAAGGUACUUAUAUAGUAGAAUUGACUUUUAUUAAUUAGUAAAGAUUUUAGCCCUUACUCUCAAAAAGUAACAAGUUAAGGACUCUACUUUUUUUUUUGAGAUUGGUGGACUGUCUUUGAAACAAGACUAUUGUAUGUUUUGUAUUUCUGUAUUAUUUUGAGCAAGAAAAAUCUCAGUAUUACUAAUUCAAGAAUAACUGCUGAUUAUUACAUAUACCUACAUUUUUUGUGACUAAUGGGUGUAUACAAAUCUAAUCAAAAGAAAAGUGUUGGAAAAGGGAAGUUUUUCUAGAAACGUGUGCUUGUGUUGGAGGAAGUAGGCUAACAUGAUAUUUUUUUUUCCAUUAGAGGAAAUGUGUUCCAAGUUAGUAAGACUUAAUAUUCACUUUAAUUGGGAUUUUUGGAGGUAGAAUCUAUGUUCAUUUAACAUUAGUCUUCUGAACAUUUCUCAAUUAUUUAACACCUAAAAUUAUGAAAUUUUG